AUGAUCAUUGGAGAAGCGCCGUCACAGUCUAGGGAACAAGAAAACGCUUUUGUAGCCUUGAAGCUUGAAGUUUCAUCAAAUACAUCCGAGAAUGAGCAAUUUUCAGUCAUAGCUACAUCCUUCGAUGACUCGAAACCCGGCAAUGAUGCAAUCACAAAUUCGAAUUCAGAGAUGCCAAGCAUUGCAGACAGCAGUCUCGGACAGAAAACAUCUACAGAGCUUACAAGCACCAGGGCUGCUCCAGCAACCUUCUUACGCUUUUCUCGUUUGCCUAUAGAACUUCGAAUCAAGAUAUGGCGCCACUCCUUUCCACGAUAA
Botrytis byssoidea is the source of this 318-nucleotide messenger RNA. RefSeq lists its product as uncharacterized. The record is from RefSeq and is a predicted model, not a curated record. Lineage: Eukaryota; Fungi; Ascomycota; Leotiomycetes; Helotiales; Sclerotiniaceae. The coding region runs from base 1 to 318 and encodes 105 amino acids. The transcript has 3 exons.